AUGAUCAGAGGUGAUUUAGUGCAUAUGGUAAAACGUGGUCUGGGCCAUGAAGGAUCAGGAAGACUUUCAUUAUAUAGAGGUUAUGAUCUGAGCCUUGAAAUCAGUGAUAUCGAGGGUUUUGGUAAAAAUAGUCUGAGCCGUAGAGGAAGAGUAAUGCCUGGAAAGAGACGUCCUUAUGGAGUUAUCACUGGCCUGGCAGCUAGGAAAACAACGGGACUUCGAAAAGGAAUUAGUCCCAUGAAUCGACCACCUUUGAGUGAUAAGAAUGUAGAGCGAUAUUUUCCAGUGUUAAAAAGGAAAACAGACCUUCUGAGACAAAAUGAAGUGCAGGGGAAACCAGUUGCAGUUCUCAAGAGACCUAACCAGUUAAAUAGAAAAAGUAAUAUUCCAGCCAACUUUACCAGAAGCGGAAAUAAAUUAAGCCACCAGAAAGACACUCGUCAGGCAACUUUUCUUUUCAGAAGAGGCCUGAAGGUUCAGGCCCAGUUGAACACAGAACAACUGCUAGAUGAUGUAGUAGCAAAGAGAACUCGUCAAUGGCGGACUUCCACCACAAAUGGAGGAAUUUUAACAGUAUCCAUUGACAAUCCUGGAGCAGUUCAUAACCCAGUAACUCAGAAACCACGAUUAACUCGUACCUCUGUACCAUCAUUCUUGGCAAAACGGGAGCAGUCUGAUGUAAAGAAAGUUCCUAAAGGUGUUCCCCUACAAUUUGACAUCAAUAGUGUUGGAAAACAGACAGGGAUGACUUUGAAUGAGCGGUUUGGGAUCCUGAAGGAACAAAGAGCCACUCUCACGUUCAACAAAGGAGGAAGCCGCUUUGUAACCGUGGGAUAGAUCUCCUGUCAAAGGAACUUUUUGACUGUUUGAAAAAUUACUUGGAGAGUUUGUCACAGGAAUUCAAGAAACUAUUUGAAAAUAGUCAUAAGGCUAAAUAUAAAUAACACAUUUUUAUUUUUGAAGGUUUUUUUUUAGAACAUGUAUAAAAUAAUACCCUGAAAGAAUAACAGGGAUAUCUAUUUGUUUUAAAGAUUUUAUGGUUGUCCGGAAAGAACAGUUCCUCUAUUUGACUUCUUUGGUUCCUCGUGUAGCAGAAGAAAAGCAGAAAGAUAGAAAGUGAUUAUUUUUCUGGGACUGGGAUUUAGUAUCUUGUAUCCUUUGCUCAGUUUUUAGACUUUGCCUUGGUAAACCUUGGUCUUCAGAAAUAUGAGUGAAUGUUUGUUGCCGUCACUUAUCCUUUAAUAGUGUUGGAUGUAAGUGUUGGUUGCAGUUGCCUUCUCUUCAGUAGAGAUAUUAAAACACAAAAACCAUUAAGAUUCCUGUUUGGGGGUUUUAAAAUUUAUGAGAAUCUCUGGAACUGAUUUUUUCAGGUAGUAUUGGGUUAAUCUAGCUGUAAACCUUAGUUGCAAACUUUUAACAAAAGUUAUGACUCAAGGCAGUAGAGACUCUUGGUUUUGGUACUUGGAGGUGAUAAGUCUAUGUUUACAAAGUUAUCUGCUAGAUCCAUGAUGGGAAGAUCUAGUGUAGCAAUCAGACAGUUUGUUCCGUCAAUGAAGACAGAAACGGGUGGAAGAAGAGUACCUGAGGUGGAAAACGACAAAACCCGCAGUAUAGGUGCAUUCUUUGGGUAUAGAGUAGUUGAGUAGCUAGAAGAAAUUCCUCAAGUGAUACUUAAAAGAAGUAUAUCGAUAUACUUGAGUAAAAGCCAGCCGGAAUAUCUGCCAAGGCACCUAAUUUUGCCACCACAACUGCAUUAAAAAUGUGCUGGAAAACUCGGCUUGUACUCGAAUGUAUCUGGUGCUUGUUUAGAUGGAUUGGGUCCCUUAGGUGUUUUGCAGUAAAUCUAAUCGCCUUCAGGUCCUUCACAUCUUUUGCAAAAGGUAAAUUUUAGAAGCUUUUAAAACAUGUCAAAUUAAACUCUACACUAAACAACUCCAAGAAGAAAAAUAUGCAUGUUUAUGUCACAAAUAAAAAAAUACAAGAG
Echinops telfairi (small Madagascar hedgehog) is the source of this 1984-nucleotide messenger RNA. It is a transcript of the gene FYTTD1, whose product is annotated as forty-two-three domain containing 1. Lineage: Eukaryota; Metazoa; Chordata; Mammalia; Afrosoricida; Tenrecidae. Gene Ontology annotation, molecular function: mRNA binding. The record is from RefSeq and is a predicted model, not a curated record. The transcript is spliced from 8 exons. Gene Ontology annotation, biological process: mRNA export from nucleus. Bases 1 to 837 code for a protein of 278 amino acids.